Oryza sativa Japonica Group (Japanese rice) is the source of this 1982-nucleotide messenger RNA. NCBI's taxonomy places the organism in Eukaryota, Viridiplantae, Streptophyta, Magnoliopsida, Poales, Poaceae. The record is from RefSeq and is a predicted model, not a curated record.
UUGUCACAUCCGGCUUGCGCUGGCCGUCGCAAGGCCGCCGCAUACUCUUCUCCCCUCUUUGACUCGUUUUGCGCCCAAGUCGAUCCCCAACGUCUCCUCCUCGCUGGUUCGCCCGCCGCGCCGCGCCGAUCUCCAUCCGUUCCACGAGCAGCGGUGACCGGGUGCUGUCGUCCUGCUCCCCGCUUCCCUUCCGGCUCCGAUUUGAGGCGCUAAAGUUUCCAUUCCGUGUUACGAAAAGCUGCAUUAGGACAUGGACAUGGCAUUGCCAAUAGUGAAUGCCACCGCAGCGGUGCUUGCUCGUGUCUCAGCUGCAUUCAAUGCCCCUUUUGCCCGCGCAGUUGUCUUUGGGGUUCAUAUCGAUGGGCACCUGGUUGUUGAAGGGCUCCUUAUAGCGGUCAUAGUGUUUCAGCUUUCUAGGAAGAGCUACAAACCGCCCAAGAAGCCACUCAGUGAAAAGGAGAUUGACGAGCUAUGUGAUGAAUGGGAGCCAGAACCUCUGUGUCCUCCGAUCAAGGAUGGGGCCCGAAUUGACACACCAAUGUUGGAAAGUGCUGCUGCUCCACAUACAACCAUUGAUGGGAAAGAAGUUAUAAACUUUGCAUCAGCAAAUUAUCUUGGUUUGAUUGGCAAUGAGAAGAUUAUUGAUUCUUGUGUUGGUUCACUGGAGAAAUAUGGUGUUGGUUCUUGUGGUCCACGUGGCUUUUAUGGAACAAUUGAUGUCCACCUUGACUGUGAGGCAAAAAUAGCGAAGUUUCUUGGAACUCCAGACUCAAUUCUGUAUUCAUAUGGGAUUUCUACAAUAUUUAGUGUGAUACCUGCCUUUUGUAAGAAAGGAGACAUCAUAGUUGCUGAUGAAGGUGUGCACUGGGCAGUGCAAAAUGGUCUUCAUCUGUCAAGAAGCACUGUUGUUUAUUUUAAACACAAUGAUAUGGCUUCACUUGCAAACACUUUGGAAAAACUUACACGUGGAAAUAAACGAGCAGAAAAGAUCAGACGAUACAUUGUUGUAGAAUCUAUCUACCAGAAUUCUGGUCAAAUUGCUCCCUUGGAUGAGAUUGUCAGAUUGAAGGAGAAAUAUCGAUUCCGUGUUAUUCUGGAGGAAAGCCAUUCUUUUGGUGUGCUUGGCCAGUCUGGACGAGGCCUUGCUGAACAUUAUGGAGUUCCAAUUGACAAAAUUGAUAUUAUCACUGCUGGAAUGGGGAAUGCAUUAGCUACUGAUGGUGGCUUUUGUACAGGAAGUGUUAGAGUUGUUGAUCAUCAGCGUCUAAGCAGUUCUGGCUAUGUUUUCUCGGCUUCUCUGCCACCUUAUCUUGCCAGCGCUGCGGUUUCUGCUGUCAGCUACCUGGAGGGGAACCCGUCAGUUCUUGCAGACCUGAGGAGCAACAUUUCUUUCCUGCAUAAAGAACUGUCAGGUACUCCAGGACUUGAAAUUUCCAGCCAUGUUCUGUCACCUAUCGUUUUCCUCAAACUGAAGAAAUCGACGGGUUCAUCAAACACCGAUAUAGAUCUUCUUGAAACUAUUGCUGAGAGGGUAUUGAAGGAAGAUUCAGUUUUUAUCGUGGCGUCAAAGCGGUCACCUUUGGAUAGGUGCAAACUUCCCGUCGGAAUACGCCUCUUCAUGUCAGCCGGCCACACCGAUUCAGACAUCUCCAAAGUGUCCUCAUCCUUGAAGCGGGUCUCAGCAUCAGUUCUGUCAGAUUACAUCUGAUCCCCUUUCUCUACGAGCUGUGCACUAAUCUCUGUGUGCAUGUUUGGUUAAUGUACAUAACCUGUACAUUUGUAGGUUCCGAUGAUUCCCGUUGCCGCUCAUACUUGCAAACACUUCGAAAAAUAGACGUAGAACAGUGAAAUUAGGUGUGUUAUGUAUCGUUCGGUCUUCUGGUAGUGGUUUCCCGGUAGAAUUCAUUCUAUAUCUUUAAUUUUGUCCUCUAUUCAUCACUUUUAUCAUUUUGGCUUCAAUUCAUCACUUUCUGGUGGAUUUA